Silurus meridionalis is the source of this 1491-nucleotide messenger RNA. RefSeq names its product macrophage mannose receptor 1-like. The transcript has 4 exons. The record is from RefSeq and is a predicted model, not a curated record. Lineage: Eukaryota; Metazoa; Chordata; Actinopteri; Siluriformes; Siluridae. The coding region runs from base 70 to 891 and encodes 273 amino acids.
GUUUAUCGUAAGUACUAUCUGAUCCUUAAUGGAAAAACAUGGACUGAUGCGAGGACUUACUGCAGGUCCAUGUACACUGACUUGGCUACUUUGGAAACUCCUGCUGAGAUUGCCCAAAUUCAAAAUAUAGCAAAAAGUCAAAACUCUGCUUCCACCACUUGGAUUGGACUUUAUAACGACGUCAAUAGCUGGCGCUGGUCGAUGGGAAAUGUGUCUCUAGGAAGUUUUAGCAAUUGGUAUCCCCCAAAUCCGGACAACUAUUUGGGAAAAGAAAGCUGUGGUGCAAUGGUUCCAGCUGGCUGGUCUGAUGAUCAGUGUGAAACACCAUUGACCUUCAUCUGCUUUGACGAAAGCUACACUGGCACCAGCAGCUAUAUUUUUAUCAAUAUGCAAUUGACAUGGUCCGAUGCUCAGAGUUACUGUCGGCCACAUCACACAGACCUGGCCAGUGUGAGAAACUCAGCUGAAAACUCCAUUGUGAAAUCACUAUCAGUCAGUGGAGGAUCCUGGUUUGGUCUAUUCAGAGAUACCUGGAAGUGGUCAGACCAGACAAACUUCAACUCUAUUCCCUGGCUUGCUGGACAACCAGAUAAUUCUCUCAAACAAGAAAACUGUGUUUUGUUUUUAAAUGGUGUGACUGCUGAUGUUCUGUGCUCAAAAAUAAUACCUUUCUUCUGUGAGACAGUAAUCACAGGGAAGAAGCAAAUAGCAAGACUGAAGAUCAAGUCCAAUCAGGAUGUGGAUGAUCCUGGAGUAAAGGUGGCCAUUUUGGAUAAGAUCCGGCAGAUGUUCAGUAAUAAAGGGAACAUCACAGUGAGAUGGAGACAGCAGUCAGAUGGACUGGUUUUCAAAAGGAUUAAAGGGAAUCGUACAACAACCACCUUUUGUUAGAUGUGUCUGUGGAUGAAGUUCAGUGAUAUGAGGCAUCACCCAGUAACAGAUUUUAAACUUUACCCUCCUACUGGGUGUACUGGGUAGUGUAAGGUAGAAUGUUGUGAGAAUAUAGUACAUAGAUAGCUAGCAAAUUUGUAUAUUUUAGCAAUAAUUCUUAUUUAUGUUUUAUUUAAAGCUUGAAAGAUCCUGUAAUGAUGAGAGAUGAACAGGAUAAAACAUGAAACAUAUCCUAAAGAUCAUGAAAAUCUUUUGAAAUAAAUUUGCAUACAUUUCCUGGUGGCACUGGAAGAAAAAAAAAGGUUUGCACUUAUUUAAAUAUUCAAAAUAAUUUAACAGCUAAGAGAAGUUUACUGAUCACAUCACAGUGUCCGCAGUGAUCGAAGUGUCCUUUGUGUUUAGUGUAUUUGCUCGGUUCAUGAAAGUCUACACCUGACGUUACCAAGCCGUGAUAUUUCUGAUUUUCUUUUUGGUGUUCACCUGUCUUUUCCUCCAUAUUGGGGAUUUUAUGUCAUAGUCUCUUUGUAUUGUUUGAAUGCCAUUUUCUGUGUUUGGGCAAGAGUUUGAUCCCAUUUUGAAUCUGUCUGCUUUGGGUUUAUU